GCCACAGAUAUAUAUUAUAUCUGUCUUCUGCAGCAUGGGUGUGAAGGGUCUGUGGAGUGUGUUGAGUUCAGCUGGGGAGAACAUUGGUCUAGAAGACUUGGAUGGUCUAGUACUGGCUCUGGACCUGUCUACAUGGUUGAUCAACAGCUGGCUCAGAACUUUGUUUUACCGCCUGAUAAGUCUGAUAAGAGCCGGGGUGGUGCCGCUGGUGGUGCUGGAUGGUGCCUCGCCUGAGUGGAAGAUGCCUCUCCUGAGUCAACGCCGCUGGAAAAAACUUCUCUACCACACUAGAGGUGUCAGCCUUGCCAAGAAAAAAUCCAAGUUCAGAGAACCAACAGGCAAGAGGAACUACCACGCAGUUAUCGAGAUACUGCAGUGCCUGGGUGUGCCUUACAUGUAUAGCAACGGUGAGGCUGAGAAACUCUGCGUGUGGCUGGAGAGAGAGAAGCUUGUUGAUGGUAUAAUUACUGAGGACAGUGAUGUAUGGCUCUACGGUGCACAUACUGUAUACAGACAACUCUCCACGGCUCCUGGCAGCCAUGGCAUCAGGUAUCGCGGGGAGAAUAUCAGAGAGAAGUUUGGUCUCAAUCAAUACUCCAUGAUAGGCCUUGGCGUUCUGAUUGGCUGCGAUAUGCUUCCAGCUGGUGCAGUGGGAAUUGGCCUCAAGAAGGCACUGAAGCUUGUUCAGGGUGCCGGACUUAGUGAGUUAAAAGACCUGUAUAUACUUCUGCUGCAAUACCUCGGCCAGCGUCCUAGAAAGUUACUGAAGGUGCUCUUGGCAGAGUUCCUUUCUCAUCCUGUCGUCAAAGACUUCGUGUACACUGAACUUCGACCUCCCAAUGUUUCCAAGUUCCUGACGGUCGGUAAGAAGUAUUGGGGUUGGACUGUUAAGAUGUGUCUGUCACGUCUCGCUCCCGUCUUAAUCAGGUGGCAUCUUGACGUGAUUGAUGUACCUAAUAUUGACAUCACUUACUUGUCGUGUUACGAGCCGCAGGACAAGGUGUCGGUCGAGACACUCUCACACCUUCCAUCAGUUGGGCUACAGCUCUCGUCUCUCAACCCAAACAUAAACUGCUCUACCCGAACUCGGCUUCACGUAGCUGCCACCACCGGCUGUGUCCAGGGGCUGGCCACACACCUGGACUUGAUCAGACCUGGUGGAGCUAUCACUGGUCUCUGCUCAGGAUCAGACAGUGAGGGUUGCCAACAGUUCGUCAGGUGUGGGUUCCAACCAGCGUUCUCUGUGGUAGCACAACCAUCCUUCUACAAGCUGCUACCUGCAGGUCGCUACAUCGGCUACGACGCUACCUACCAGACUCACGGAGACGAAUGGAUAGCCAAUUUUACCACCGGCUGGUCUGACGGAAUAAGCCGGCGCUUGAGCAAUGGUGUCGGCUCUGUUAAGAGAGUCAAAACAGGAGAGCUGUGCCCAAUUGUAGGCCGCGUGUCGAUGGACUCUAUCACAGCGCGUCUGCCUGAAGCCCCUGAGGAAGGUGAAGUAUUCCAGGUGAUAACCGAUGACUUCGACGAGGUUACCUCAGCAGUAGGCAUGGCCAGGAACCUGGGAGCUGCUGUAUACGAGAUGCCAGGGAACUGGUCCACUCGCCUGGCACGAGUCUUCUCUACCAGUGGCAAGAUUGUUCAUAUAUCUCAUUCCCUUGACUAUGAAUGUUAAGAAGAGCUUAAAUGAAUUAUAUAUUUGUUUAAUAUGGCUCUAACUUUCAGUUGGACUGUUACUGAAAUGUGUAGUUGCCAGUUUACUAAUUAUACUUAAAAAAGAA
Messenger RNA from Cherax quadricarinatus, 1781 nucleotides. The record is from RefSeq and is a predicted model, not a curated record. NCBI's taxonomy places the organism in Eukaryota, Metazoa, Arthropoda, Malacostraca, Decapoda, Parastacidae.